Andrographis paniculata is the source of this 2040-nucleotide messenger RNA. RefSeq names its product plant-specific TFIIB-related protein PTF2. The transcript is spliced from 2 exons. Gene Ontology annotation, cellular component: transcription factor TFIIIB complex; nucleus; transcription preinitiation complex. Lineage: Eukaryota; Viridiplantae; Streptophyta; Magnoliopsida; Lamiales; Acanthaceae. Gene Ontology annotation, molecular function: RNA polymerase III type 3 promoter sequence-specific DNA binding; RNA polymerase III general transcription initiation factor activity. The coding region runs from base 381 to 1946 and encodes 521 amino acids. Gene Ontology annotation, biological process: DNA-templated transcription initiation; transcription by RNA polymerase III; transcription preinitiation complex assembly. The record is from RefSeq and is a predicted model, not a curated record.
UUUUCUCUCUUUUCAAAUGUUGGUAUUUCCUUUCCUUCUUUGCCCGCUUCUGCCGCCGCGAAGGAAUCAUCGGAGAAGACGCCGUCGUGAAUUCGGUGAGGAAGUGAACCAGAGGUCGGAUUUUAGUAUUUUGCAUAUACUCCCUUUCUUCUGUAAAUUUAAUUUUUAGUGUUGGUUGAACACGGAUCCUGACCCGACUGAAUACGGAUCGUCCGGGCUAGCGGGUAGGGUACAGAAAGAAGUCCGAAUUCAGAUAUAUAUACUGUGUACACUGAAGAACCCUAAUUUUGUCCGCCCAAUAAUCGAUCUCAACCGAUCCUUUCGUCGGCGAAGUAAUCCUGAAGAAUCGUAGCAGCGUUAUCUGAAAUUUCGAGGCGAAAAUGGAGAAUUCUCAAGCUUGCAAGAAUUGCAGGAAGAGGACGCUGGUCCCCGACGACGUCACCGGCAAUAUGGUCUGCUCAUCGUGCAGCGUCGUUCAGGAUUUCGACAAUUUCGAGGCGCAUAUCGGCGGAAUUACAGGCGACGCCGGCACCUACGUGCGCGUCGGCACCGCCGGCAGCGGAAGCGCAUACAGCUACAAGCAGACCAAAAUCUACGAAGCUCAGAAACUGAUUGACGAUUUUAUGUACAAAUUAGGGCUUGAAGGCUCCAAGUCACAGGAGGUUAAGCUUCUGGUGGAAAAAGUCACCGACGGCGAGUACGGCAGCGGGGAGUGGUUUCCGGUGCUCGUCGGCGCCUGUAGUUAUGUGGUAAUGAGAAAGGAUCAAAAGAUGUUGCCAAUGGUGGAAAUAGCUGAUUUGGUAGGCUGUGAUGUUUACGAAUUAGGUCGAAUGAUCAACCGUGUUGUUGAUUAUACUGAUCAGAAGUUGCCGGAAUUCGACAUUGUUAAUUCCUUCGAACGAGCUCUUAAGAGCAUUCCGAGUUUCGGAAAAAUUAGCGGGGAAGUGAUGCAGAGGAUGUUGCAGCAGGGUGUGUUUUUGGUGCAAUGUUUGAUAAAAUGGUUCGUCACGACGGGGCGGCAGCCGAUUCCGGUGGUGGCGGCGGUGUUAGUGUUCGUCGCGGAAUUGAACGAAUUAGACGUGAAAAUCGAUGGCGUGGCGAGGGAAUUGCACGUUGCGAUUUCGACAUGCCGUCGACGGCACAAGGAGCUAUUGGCGAGGCUUGUCGAAGUCGCUCAGGUUUUGCCGUGGGGGAACGACGUAACGACGAAGAAUAUCAUGAAGAAUGCGCCAUAUGUGAUUCAGUACAUGGAGAUGAAGUCUAUGGAGAAAAGAAAUUCAGCAGAGAACGUGAACGACGUGUUCGACGUCGAGGAAUUGGUCGGGAAUGGUUUUAGCGAGUUCAAUUUGGAUGUAGUCGAGAGUGAUUCGAGUUAUUUCGAAUCCGGGCACGGUGCAAUUGAUCGGAUCGAUCGUCCUGACAAGUUUAAGAUCUCGUACGAGACGUUGGCAAUGAUUUAUUCGAAUUUCGUGGAUGAAAUUUCGUCGAUCGAUGCUUCUAAGGAGAUCGGUGUAGCGAAUAGUCGGAAAAGGCGACAAAAUUUCGACGUCGAUGAGUGUAUGGAUUGGUGGAGGGGGAAAUCGGAAUUGAGCAAGAGAGUUCUUUUGAAAGAGAUUUUGGAGAAGGAUGUUGGAUUGGAUCGAAACCCGCCGAGUUUCGAAAAAGCGUGUUCGGACGAGAUGAGAAGGCGCGAGAAAAUACGAGCGGCCAAGAAAAGGAUCGAGCGGGUUAUGAAACCUCGAUUGGGCGACGAGGAUUUUGAAAUUUUUGAUCUCGAGAAAUCGACGAAGAGGAAGAGGAAGAGAUCAGAGUCGGGGAUCGAUUGGGAGGAUUUGAUAAUCGAAACACUUUUGCUCCAUGAUGUGAAGGAUGAGGAGAUACAAAAUGGGCAUUACAAUGCUUUGUUUGCAUUGCAUGUUUUUGGCGACAAUGAAAAUAGUCGUUAGAAUUCUUGAUUCUCAAAUCGAAAGUUUUUAAGGUUUCGAUCGAUUCUUUGUUGAAAAUGGUGAAAUUAAUUAGGGUGCUAUUUAUUUCGUGAAA